Molecule: messenger RNA, 3151 nt
Organism: Owenia fusiformis
Lineage: Eukaryota; Metazoa; Annelida; Polychaeta; Sabellida; Oweniidae
Source: the annotation of a GenBank genome assembly
AAUACAUGUACGAAUACAUUAUUUUGCUUGGUAUUUGUAUUUGUUCAAUUGAAAACCAGAAUAAUCAAACUGAAGUCAAAUUAUAUCAGUAUAAUAAUCGGAAUGUGUAAAUAAUAAAAUGGCAGCACCGGUGUUUUCACACUUUUAGAAAAAUUCCAAAGAACUAAGUAAAAAGGGUUGAUAAAACUCUCAUGAACUGUAUUUGUGGCGAAAUAAAGAUGUGAGAAGAGUAAAUUUGUUAACUCCAAAGAACUGAUUAGGAUGGACAAAAAAGCUUUACUUAAACGCUACUAUGCCAGUGAAGGGAUUGAUCCUCAUAGUGCUGGGCAACAGGAUGACUAUGCACCAGCUCCAAAAGUGCCAAAGAUUGAACACCCUGGAUUUGGAAAUUUUCAAUCUUCUGGUCAUUUAUCAGAUUCCUCGAGUGAUGAUAAUGAAGAAUCAGAUGAUGCAGUAGAUGGCAAAGACACAGUAGAUUCUGAUGAGGAUGAUCGUGGGCAUGUUGGAUUUGGAGGCAUGCAAUCAAAUGAUGUUAAAUAUCCUGCUAUGGCUCAAGGCUUUGUAAACACACAGAAGAAAGAAGCCAAAUACAGUGACUUUGCCACAAAGAUGAUGUCCAAGAUGGGUCACGAAAAGGGCAAAGGUCUUGGUAAAAGGCAAGAUGGUCGUGUUGAUAUUGUAGAAGCUUCCAAUCAACGAGGCAAGAGAGGUUUGGGACACAAAAUACAGAACUUUGAAGCUCGCUCAGAUUUACAGUGGAACUUCGAAAAAGAAGAGGUGACUACAGAGGAAGUGGUUGAAUGGCUACCACAGUACAGAGGACCCCCUCCCUCAACUAACACUCUCAAUUCUUGGAUGAAGAUAGCGCCAGUCAAGCUAACCAUCAAUGAUGAAACAGAAUUCUGCAAUCACCAAGUUCUGCAAGAUGUUCUUCAUUGCAAGAGUUUGUUUGAUGAGCUUGAGAGUGCGGAAAUGAGAAGGGCAAGAACCAGAUCCAAUCCUUAUGAGACUAUAAGAGGUGUCUUUUUUCAAAAUAGGGCUGCCAUGAAGAUGGCCAACAUUGAUGCUGUGCUUGACUUUAUGUUCACUAAUCCCAAAGAUAGUCAAGGAAAAUGCAUCAUCCCUCCCCAUGAACUGCUGUAUUUCGCUGAUAUUUGUGCGGGUCCAGGAGGAUUCAGCGAAUAUGUCUUAUGGAGAAAACAUGGAGAUGCAAAAGGAUUUGGGAUGACCUUGAAAGGUCCAUGUGAUUUCAAGCUGGAGGAAUUCUUCGCUGCAUCUCCUGAAAUGUUCGAGGCCCAUUAUGGUGCUGGAGGCCUUGAGGGAGAUGGAGAUGUUUUCAGAGAGGACAACCAACAGGCUUUCAAAAAGUUUGUCAGAGAGAGUACAGAUGGGAAAGGAGUCCAUUUUGUAAUGGCAGAUGGGGGAUUUUCAGUUGAAGGCCAGGAAAAUAUUCAAGAAAUUUUAUCCAAGCAACUCUAUCUCUGCCAGUGUUUGUGUGCAAUGUCUAUACUAAGAACAGGUGGCCACUUUGUGUGCAAGCUGUUCGAUGUGUUCACCUUGUUCAGUGUUGGUCUGAUCUACCUAAUGUAUCGGGCCUACGAUCACGUCAGUAUAUUUAAACCUGUAACCAGUAGGCCAGCUAACUCAGAAAGGUACAUAAUAUGCAAGGGGCUCAGGGAGGACCACAAGGAUAUUUAUGAUUACCUAUAUAAAGUUAACUGCCAAAUAAAUAAUUUGAAAUCUGCCACUCAAACCAAAGAUGUGCAAGAAAUUGUGCCUUUAGACGUAAUAAGAGAGGACACAGAAUUUUACGACUAUAUUGUCACUUCCAAUGAAUCUCUAGGUAAAAAACAAAGCAUUGCAUUAGGAAAAAUCCAAGCUUUUGCUCAAAAUAAUGAUCUCUAUGAAGAGAGGCAGGCUGAAAUAAGGGAAGAAACGCUCAAAUUGUGGAAGAUCCCAGAUGAGGCUAGGACCAGCAAGACUAAACCAGAGCCUGAUAAGAAGUACCAGGAGUUGAUGAAAGAUGGCAGCACUGGCUGCUUUAAUGCUAACUUCACCUGCCUUAAUCCAAGCAACUUGGGAGAAUGUAUUAAAAGUGUCUUUGACUAUCGCUGUAUGGUAGCUGGGGGCCAGCGACUGUUUUUACUAGGAUUAGGGAGGUCUCAUAUAUUUAAAUGGGAUGGUUUAUCUGGUAUGAAAUGGCGAAGACUUGAUGAUGUAAAACUUGAACUGCCAAAAGAUACACUCCUAGAUGUAGAGAUUGUACAGGAACUACGAGGAGAGGGAAAAGGCCAGCGAAGACAGAUAGCAGUUCACAUUCUAGAUGCAAUAUGCCUGUAUGGAACAGAUAUUAGGAAUAUGCACUUUACAGAGAGGCAGCAGAGAAUUGGCAAAUUUGUGAAAUCCAUCACUAAACCCACUAGAUCAGACCUGGCCCCUCUGAGGGUGAAAGAUAUAUUCCGCUGUGAACAGAUCACCAAAGUCUUUGACAAACUUGAGAUGAAAGUGUGUAAAGGUGGAGGGGUGACCCCGAAACUGUGUUACAUCAGUGGAGAGGCUGACCGAUGUUUCCUACCCACUGGGAUAUACUUCUUUAAGACAGUUAAAGAACCUUGGAUGAUGGCUUACAGCCGUAGUUCUAAUAAGAAAUACUUCUACAAUAGCACAACCAGAGAAUCUGUAUUUGAAACCCCCCAAGAUGGUAUAGCCUCAUACAGUGACUGCCAAAAUAAACUGCUGUUCUGGCCAUGGGGAGAAGGGGUGAAGGUCCAUCCAGGGCAACAGUCAACAACCAAUCCCAACAAAGUUUCCAUGGAAACCAUAACAGACUUUAUCAAUAAACUAUUGCCAAGGUGACAAAAGUCAUAUAUGAUGGAAAGCAACAGAAGAUGAUGUGAAAUCGAAUCCGUAGCCAGUGGGGGUGUUCAGGGGGUUUGAGCAACCACCACCCCAGUCAAAAAUUCUUUCAAAAUCAUUCAUUUUUCACCAUUUUUGAGUUAUUUUCGAGUGAAAUUGUACCAAAAUUGUAAAAUGUAAAUCCCUCUUGGAUUUUUUUUAAAAAACUGACCCCCCUGGCAAAAGCUGGCUACGUGGUAAGACAUUAUCAGUGGGGGAAGUGCUACAUUUUUUCCAUGUAUAUCAAAUACUGCAG